AAAGCUUCAAUAUGUACGUGCAACGUGAAUUGCGUUCACUUCUAACUUUUGAAGCUCUCUCUCUCUCUCUCUCUCUCUCUCUCUCUCUCUCUCGAGUGAGUUUGAUUUUCUCUCUUUAUCGUGUCUGAGCGGUGAAAAUGAUUGGCAAAACCAACAGCGAAAGAAAGAAAGCAGUGACCGGGCUCUCUUUGUAGGACCAAGUGUUUCAUUUCAACUUUGUUGCCUUUUCUCUUUUUAUUUUCUUCGUAAAGAAUGGAUCUUUGGUUGGUUUCCAACUUGGUUUAUAGAAUUCAAGAACUGCAGAGGCUAAAAGAUCUUCAGUUCGUCCUUUGCUUUAUAUACAUAUAAAAAAAGGGAAAGUUAUAUUGAGGGUCAGUGCAGCUUCUCCCCACUGCUCUGCUGUGAUUAAUGGCUCCACCUUAUCUUGAGUAUGUGUAUUAUGAUGAGGCCUCAUAACUCAGCAUGAGAUCUUGUUUCCAAGAAUUGUCCCGUGAGAAGAUUUAGUUUCGUUUCUUCUUUCUUUUUGUUCCUUUUUUUUGUCUUUUCUUUGUCGAUCGAUAUGCAUUAGUAUCCAAUCAGUUGCUACAUGCUUCUUCUUUUUCUUUCUAUCCAAUUCUUGAUGUAGAAAUUUAUACAAAAAGAAAAGCUUCUCGUGCCUGGGAUUUAGUAACUGAGCUCAGCUUUUGGAAGUUACCUAUGUUUUUUGUGCUCAUGGAUGAUAAAUCCCACCUGUGUCAUCACCUUUCUGGCACAUCAUACACAAUCUGAGCCAAUUAUACGCUUUUGUGGUAACUGUGAGAAACAAUAUUUGCAAAGAAUGAAGGGCAAAAGAAAGAAGUGAAAAGCAAUGGUUUUGGUGUUGAGAGUGAAGGAGAAAGAAGAACAGGUUUGACUGCAUUGGUUGGGAAUUUCGUAUUCAUUUUUUUUUUUUUUUUUUUUUUUUUUUUUUUUUGCUUGGUCGAGAAGAAAUUUUGGAAAUGUCAGCUGGAGUCCAAAACCAGGGGACAAUUAAAGAGCACUUUAAGGAACAGCUUGCUCUCGCUGUGAGGAAUAUCCAGUGGAGCUAUGCAAUCUUCUGGUCAAUUUCGGCUGCGCAACUAGGGGUACUGGAAUGGGGUGGUGGGUAUUAUAAUGGUGACAUAAAAACCAGGAGGAUGACACAAGCUAUAGAACUCAAUGGAGGAGACCAUAUGGACUUGCAUAGAAGUGAACAGCUACGAGAGCUAUAUGAAUCCCUCUCGGGCAGCGAACCCAAUCCACAAACUAGUAGAAGGCCUUCAGUUGCCUUGUCCCCAGAAGAUCUUGCCGAUGCAGAAUGGUAUUACUUGGUUUGUAUGUCCUUCAUCUUCAACAUUGGCCAAUGUUUGCCUGGACAAAGUUUAGCAACUGGUAAACUGAUUUGGCUAUGCAAUGCGCACUGUGCAGAUAGCAAAGUGUUCAGUCGGUCUCUGCUUGCUAAGAGCGCGUCAAUUCAGACUGUUGUGUGCUUCCCCUUUUUGGAUGGUGUCAUUGAGCUAGGCACAACAGACCCGGUUUUGGAAGAUCCUAAUCUCAUUCAACAUGUCAAAACUUACCUCUUAGAGUCUUCAGACUUGAGAAGAUCCGACCCUUGUGCUAGAGAUAAUACUGAAGAAACCAUAAUGAUUUCAGUAGAAGCAGAGGAAGGAAUAACUUCACUUAAUCCCAAUUCAAAUGGGCUUGAUCCCAACCCACAACUUGAUGACUCGUGUAUUAUUGGAGAAUUAAAUGGAGUUGCUUCUCAAAUACAAAGUUGGCAGAUUGAGAAUGAUGAGCUCAGUUACCACAUCCAUCAAUCCGGAAAUUCCAAAGACUCUACUUUGCAAUCCGUCCUAGAAACUGGAACAGCCAUUCCAAUUCCUAAUUUUGAGAAGUCCAAAGAUCAUUGGCCAGGAAACCUUCAAGAAUGCAAUAACGAAGAACUAAACAGGGUAGACCUUCGAGCUGACGGUUUGCACUACCAGACUGUUCUGUCAUCUAUCUUGAAAACCUCCAACGGAUUAAGAUCAGGACCACAUCGUGAAUGGGGUGAACCAGAGUCAGGUUUCAUAGGUUGGAAGAAAGGACAACACAAAUGGCAGAGGGCAAAAGGUAUUCCACAGAUGCUGCUGAAGAAGAUCUUGCUUGAAGUGCCUCAGCUGCAUGCGAGGAGCAUGCUCGACAUUUCCAAAGUAAGUUGCAAGAGAGAUGGGUUGUGGAUGGCUUUGACAGAUGAACUCAGUCCAGACCACACACUAUCUGAAAGUAGGCAAAGGGAAAAGAUAAACGAGCAGUUUUCUGUUCUUAACUCAAUCGUCCCAUUAGUAAACAAGGUUGACAAAAUAUCAAUACUAGACAACACAAUCGAAUACGUAAAGGAGCUUCAGAGAAGGGCGGAAGAAUUGGAGUCAAGUAGGACGUCAAAUGGAUUACUGGCAAUCUCUGAAGGAAAACCUCAAGAAAGUACAGAGAGGACGUCUGAUAACUGUGGCAAUCCCAGGACGGGUCUUAGCAAGCAGCCAAUAGUUAAAAAAAGGAAAGCUCACAACUGUGACACAACAGAAACAGAUAACGAUUAUCUUAGAGAUAUUCCAAUUGAUUAUUUAAGUGUUAGCGUGAAUGAUGAAGACGUGCUAAUUGAGAUGAGGUGUCUUUGGAGGGAAGGAGUACUGCUUGAGAUAAUUGAAGCUUUAAGCCAUUCUAGAUUGGAUUCUCACUCAGUUCAGUCAUUGAGCAGCAACGGUAUUCUUUCCGUGACCAUUAAAUGCAAGCUGCAGAGAUCAACAACAACAAAAACAACAGCUGCAACGAUCAAACAAGCGCUUCAAGGAGUCACUCAGAACUGCUGAAGAUCAUUUCUUCACUGAUAUAUCCCUAGGAUAGCUUGACCGGCUUAAAACAUAAAUCAUUUUGAGAAGUCGUUACUGAUGUUCUUCCUGAUAGGAUAUUCUAACAAAUCGAGAAUGGAUCUUUCCAAAAUAUCGAUUUCAUUCUCGGGGUCAGAUGAAAAUUUUUGCCUGUCAGAUCAGCGUCUAUUCCUCCUGAUGAGCUUUAUUCCUGUGUAUUUUGAGGAGACUUGGAGGGAGAAGUUCAAGCAUUAGUUAAUUGAUGGAAAGAAUACGGGUAACACUAGUCCUGUCAAAUAAGGAAACAAAAAUUCAAUCAUGAAAGUUUGUCACUCAUCCUGGGGGACUGUCCUGCUACACAUCUGUUUGGCAUCGUCAUUUAAGAGCUGAAAUAACAAAGAAAAUUACUUG
Molecule: messenger RNA, 3254 nt
Organism: Eucalyptus grandis
Lineage: Eukaryota; Viridiplantae; Streptophyta; Magnoliopsida; Myrtales; Myrtaceae
Product: transcription factor GLABRA 3
Exons: 8
Coding region: 978-2846 (622 amino acids)
Molecular function (GO): protein dimerization activity
Source: RefSeq, a predicted model, not a curated record